Molecule: messenger RNA, 699 nt
Organism: Kwoniella botswanensis
Lineage: Eukaryota; Fungi; Basidiomycota; Tremellomycetes; Tremellales; Cryptococcaceae
Exons: 5
Coding region: 1-699 (232 amino acids)
Biological process (GO): GPI anchor biosynthetic process
Cellular component (GO): endoplasmic reticulum membrane
Source: RefSeq, a predicted model, not a curated record
AUGCCUCAACCCAACUUCAACCUUCCAGAGUACUUCGCCCUUCAUUCCUAUCUAUCCGCAUUACUAUGCGGUGCCUUCGUGCUUCUCCCUCGUUCUAUUCCUUGGUUCGUGGGCGACGCUGUUCAAUCAUCUUCAACCGACAGACCUGAAUAUGCGUUCCUGACCCCAUUGACCUCUCGCCCGUUGGUGACAAUCGUCUGGGAUAUCAGGAUCGGUGAAUGUUCGGCGUCGACCCUAGUGGCAAGUGUGGUGUUAUAUGUUUUGAUCAAUGCCCUUGGAGCUCCCCUUGACAGUCAUCACCUACACACUUUUUUACUCUCCCUACAUAUAGCUAUCCUCACCGUAUGGCCAACAGUGCAUGUUUUGGGUGUUCCGUCCAUCUAUGAUAGCGGUACAUAUGCGCGUUUCCGCAUGACACGGCUUUUCUGCGAAUUUCGGGCGUUAGUGUAUCCAGUCAUCGGAACUCUAGCUGGUGCUUGGUGUGGUGCGAUACCUAUCCCUCUGGAUUGGGACAGACCUUGGCAGAGCUACCCCCUCACACCUACCGUGGGAUCGAUUCUCGGCUUCAUCGCUGGAGGUUUCGUCUCAUGGCUUUAUUCUGCGUUGAUAGAUACUGCAGAUGAGGUAUUGCAAACAAAGGAGCAGGUGGGAUAUAUGUCUAGUGAGAAGAAGAAGAAGAAGCGUACAAAGCGCACAUGA